This is a messenger RNA of Alternaria ethzedia, 582 nucleotides long. RefSeq lists its product as uncharacterized. The record is from RefSeq and is a predicted model, not a curated record. NCBI's taxonomy places the organism in Eukaryota, Fungi, Ascomycota, Dothideomycetes, Pleosporales, Pleosporaceae. The transcript is spliced from 2 exons. Bases 1 to 582 code for a protein of 193 amino acids.
AUGUCGUCAGCAUCUAUGGGGAAGGGAAUGGCGACCGCUCAAGAGCAAGCUGAGUGCGAGAGCGACCGGCUCGACAAGAUCACCGAGCUCAAUGCUACCCAGUCUCCACUUCUCCGUCUACCCACCGAGAUUCGCAAUCAGAUCUACACCUAUAUCUUCAGCGAUACUAUCUACAACCUGGAUAGGAUGAAGUGGCUAGACGACGAAACCGUCACGUUCUCGAUCUAUCGUGCCCCUCCGUUCUCUGAUUAUGUGGGUAGCGUGGUACUACCUUUCGCCUGUCGCCAGCUACACCACGAAACUUCCUUGCUGCCCUACCAGCUCGCGACAUUCGACUUCGGCAAAGCGCACGUCAUCCAUAACGAUAUCUUUCCUGAACAUGCGGCUAUGACGGCUUUUAUCAAGGCAAGGACGAAGGCACAGGUCGAGAAUCUCGGCAAGAUCCAAAUAGAUGUAGAAUGGCGGAGACUUUCUCCGCGGAUCAGGACCGGGAACGGCGCCUACUGGGCUGCAGAGCUGGGUCGCCGAAAGUUCUUCAGUUAUCUGUCGGAGGACGAGCUGGUCAAGUUUUGGGGGUCGUAG